Messenger RNA from Meloidogyne enterolobii, 670 nucleotides. NCBI's taxonomy places the organism in Eukaryota, Metazoa, Nematoda, Chromadorea, Rhabditida, Meloidogynidae. The record is from the annotation of a GenBank genome assembly.
CGAAAAUAAACAUCCCCGUCUAUUUAACAUUUUUAUCUAUCAGGUUUUAUCAUACAAAAUUGUCAUCUCCUUUUUGGUCUUUAUUCUCAUUCUAUUUAUUGGUGGAUUUUCAUUGCUAAAGAUUGUACAAUUGAAUAACGAAUACGAUCACUACUUACUGGCCAAAAUGAGAAAUAACAGUCUUAACAAGGAGGCGAUUGAAAGUAUCUCUGAUGCGGCAGUACUUAAAGCUCGAAUUGCAAUCAUAGAUGGAACGCUGGUAAUCGUGACAUUAAUCGUGAUUUUGUUUGCUGUUCUUCUAUUUUUUCUUCACAAAUGGUUUAAAAACGUUAAUUCAAAAGUUACGCAAACGACUAAUCCUAUUGUGAUAAAUCAACAUUUUCGAAAUAAUAGUCCCCAACAAAACAUUGACUCCAGCCAAAUCAGGAAUGAAGGAGAUGGAGGUAUUCAAGAAGUUGUAGUUCAAUCAUCCAAGAAGAUUGACCCCAAAGUUACAGAUCAAAGUAUGACAACUCAGGGUUCUCAAGAUAGUAAUAAAAACGAGCAAAACAUUUCCUCUUCUAGUCAGAUUGGGACUAAUGAAGAUCAGAUGAAAAUGUUAGAAGAAGGUGUCCAGUUUAAGAAAUCCAUUCAACUGGAGACGAUUCAGAUUGAAGCUAAGGCGGAUUAA